UGAACAUGAGAUGGCAUUACCAUGUGAGAUUUUUAUAGCUAACAAUGUCGAACAUGAACAACAAUAGACAGAGUUCAUCUUAUUCAGCUAACAAGAGUUAAAAUGCUAGAAGGGGAUGUAACAUCUGAUGAGCAUGCAGACUCUCCACAAGAUGGGUGCUCAAGAAUCAAGGGAAACACUAGAAAAAAGAGAAAGCCAUCGACAAUGGAGUUUAGAGAGAACAGAGCAAAGAAUGACACAAACAAAUGUCUCAUGAAUCUACAUUGAAACUGGAGAGUACGGGGACUUCGUGUUCUUUAAGCUAGGAAUGCGGCUGCUACCAAGAGUACUGCGAGGGUGAGGCCAUUUCCACUGGCAAGAGCGCCGUUCCCUGGGGUUGAUGGGACGGGGCCUGGUGACAUCGGUGACAUGGGCGGUGGCGCUGGUGGAGAGAUGGGCAUGGAUGGGCCCAUCGGAGGGGAUGCCGGUGGCGGUGGCGAGCCGCCAGCUGUCGGCCCGGGGCUCAUUGUCGGUGUCAUGGGCGUCAUUGGUGGAGGUGGAGGCAUGGCCAUCGGUGGAGUGGCCAUUGGUGUAGGCGUGGCCAUUGGUGUAGGCGUGGCCAUUGGGGGAGGGGCCAUGGUGGUAGACGGUGGGGCCGCCAUCGACAUGGGUGGGGCUGACAUGGAGGUUGGCGGCAUGGUUGGGGACAUUGGGGCCGCCAUCGGGGUGGAGGACGGAGCUUGGGCUAGUGAAGAGUAAGCCAUGAGAGAGAUGGAGAGGGUGAGGCAAAGCAUGACACCAGAGAGAGCCAUGCUUGGUCCUUCUUGGUUUGUAUGGAGAAAGGAAUUAUGAGUUCAAGCGAUGGGAAUGAGAUGGGCUUUUAUGUAAUGAAA
Messenger RNA from Punica granatum (pomegranate), 872 nucleotides. The record is from RefSeq and is a predicted model, not a curated record. Lineage: Eukaryota; Viridiplantae; Streptophyta; Magnoliopsida; Myrtales; Lythraceae.